Messenger RNA from Penicillium digitatum Pd1, 1242 nucleotides. RefSeq lists its product as uncharacterized. Lineage: Eukaryota; Fungi; Ascomycota; Eurotiomycetes; Eurotiales; Aspergillaceae. Gene Ontology annotation, cellular component: Golgi apparatus. The record is from RefSeq and is a predicted model, not a curated record.
AUGUGUGUGACCCGCCCCAUGCGAAAGCCACCGUCAGGUGGUCGCACCGUCACCGUGUCUUUCCCUCAUAUUUCUGCCGACUUUAGCUCCACUUCGGAGCCUAUCGGCAAGAUUCUUUCACACGGGUCGCGCGCCUCUCUCUUGGGGGGAUCUUUCGAUCCCGCCUUUCGAAGAGGUCAAGGAGGGUUCCGCGCAAGAGAGGGAUACACCAACGUCACUCCUACAAACCAUAACGCCAGGAAGUGCUAUCUCCCAAAUUCACUUUGGACGUGGUCCUUUGCGAUCGUCGCACUCGUCCAAACCAUCGUAACACUCGCUCUGGAAAGUUACAUCUUCGCAAAUUUUCAAAUUCAAGAGGUUCCAAACAACAGUCCCGCGUCGAAAACUAUCCCUACGUUCCUCGCCCUCUAUGGCUUCGGUUUCCUCUACGAACUGGUGCUGGUAUAUGAUGCUCUGCGCAUGAAGAAUACUAUUCAGGUGAUCGGACUGUGUCUCUGCAAUGUUGGCCUCCUGAUUUACGGCGCUGUUCAAGUGAAACAAAUUCGAGAGGCGGUCUCCACCUUGUCCUUGAUGGACAUGAUCAGUCCGAUUGUCUGGGAUGAGUCCGAGCCGUUCUUGAUCAUCAUCCCAUGCAUUGUGGCAUUGGGAACAUUUUUGAUUACUUUCCUCGCGUAUAAGCUCUACGACGAGUUUGCAUGGACAAUCUACAAACACAUUAGUGCUGAUCUGCAAAUGAAGCGUCGCUACCUCACCUACCAGAUCUACAUCGCUCUCUUGAAAUUUGAUUUUUUUUUCUUCUUGGGCUUUACUGUCCAGUUCCUCGUCUUUGUCUCCUCGGCCACCUUGGACGUUGAAUUUGCACUUACCGUGGCUGCCAUCCCCGUGACCAUUCUCAUUCUAGUCUGUGGCGCCUUGUUUGUGCGACGAGAAUCCCUGGUGGGCAUGGUCAUCAUCAUUCUCCUCUUAUUCGCCGCGAUGGCAUAUUUCUUCUUCAAGCUGUACCGAAUGUGGUCUCCUCUGACCUACUUCAAAUACCUACCGGCGCGACCAUCAAUGACCUUCUUUGCGGUCAUCACCAUCACCUUGAUCAUUGUCACUAUCAUUUACGCCUUCAUGUGCGUCCAUAACUUCAACCGCGGUUUGAAGCCCCACAUCAACAAGAAGAAGAACAAGGAAGCGGAAAAGUUAACCGAGCUGUCUUCGAACCUCACCCAAAUACCGUCACGGAUGAUGAUCGAUUGA